Molecule: messenger RNA, 2123 nt
Organism: Gasterosteus aculeatus aculeatus (three-spined stickleback)
Lineage: Eukaryota; Metazoa; Chordata; Actinopteri; Perciformes; Gasterosteidae
Product: LHFPL tetraspan subfamily member 2a protein
Cellular component (GO): membrane
Source: RefSeq, a predicted model, not a curated record
UCCCACUCCUACGAGUCCGAAUUAGUUUCAAUGUCUUAACACGUCACUGUAGGAGUUAUUGAGUGCUGCUUUUAUGCUGCAGUUGGCUUUUUCCUGGAUUGUCCUGACCUGCCUACUUUUCCUAGAUUGAGUUUUGACAACCGCCUUGGCGACGAGUGCCAACCUGCUUCGUGUCAGUGGAUCUGGAUGCAGCGAUGGGACGGUGAUCGCUGAGGGAGAUUUUUUUAAAGUCAUGAUUUCUAGGAAACGCAAAAACAGAAGUAUUGUGGCCGUGUAUUGAAUGGAAUCUGGUUCACGCCAGAUGGGAGAGAAAUGUACGGUGCCAUGGCCGAGGGAAGCUGCUUCGGUGCACUGUAGCUCCGAACCGGGAAUCCGCUGCACCGUCCUGUUUGUAAAGAGAAGCAACUCAAACCCCGUUUCUCCACGAGAGCUUCGAGAAUUGUGAAUUGACGCAACAUGUGCCACGUUAUCGUGACGUGCCGCUCCAUGCUGUGGACGCUGCUCAGCAUCGUGGUGGCCUUCGCCGAGCUCAUCGCCUUCAUGAGCCCUGAUUGGCUGCUGGGAUUCCCCCGGGCGGACUCCGGCGAGUACCGGCCGUCUCUCGGCCUGUACAGCCGCUGCCUGCGCAUCGACCCCCGGGGGGUGGGGGUGAGCUGCGGGCCCUACGCCGGGACGUUUGGAGAAGUGGCCACCGGCUUCUGGCAGGCCGCCAUGUUGUUUCUGGCGGCCGGGAUAUUAGUGCUUGGAGGAGUGGCCUGUAUCUCCGUGUUCAGCAUGUGCUUCCAGAGCAUCAUGAAGAAGAGCAUAUUCAACAUCUGCGGACUGCUCCAGGCCAUCGGAGGCCUGCUGCUGAUGGUGGGCCUCAUGCUGUACCCUGCCGGUUGGGGUUCAGAGAAGGUGCUCGGCUACUGCGGGCCCGAGGCUUUGCCCUUCAGGCCGUCCCAGUGCUCCCUCGGCUGGGCGUUCUACGCGGCCAUCGGAGGAACGCUGGGAUCCUUCCUGUGCGCCGUUUUGUCCGCGCAGGCAGAGAUCGCCACCUCCAGCGAUAAGGUCCAGGAGGAGAUCGAAGAGGGGAAGAGUCUGAUCUGCCUGCUCUGAGCCUUUUUAGAAACCUUCUCCUGUGUGUGAUUUCUUCUUGUAUGGACACUUCUGAGGGAUUUUCUUCAUGACAGCGUGUUAAAAAAAGAUGGAUGCCUUUUUGAACCAUCACAGCAUCGGGCCACAUGGACUUUGCCUGUAGACCAAUGUUUCUGACCGUGAUACUGUUUUUAUAUUUGUUGUAAUUCUCGCCGUAAACAAACCACUGUGCAGGAAAUAAGAGGAGAAUAAGAGUCGAGGGAGGUAGUGGACGCGUCGUUGGCGUUGCUGUGGACAGGUUGUGAACGCUGCCAGACGGGCGGUGUCUAACGCCAUUAUGCCGUUUACUCGCACGCUUCACCUGCAAAACCACAACAAAACCACUGAAUGCUGCCAGAUGCGCGCGGCCAAACUCCCAGCAGCCGCUUCAUUAACUGUUGAGGUUUGUAAAUGUCCUCACGGUCUGAUUGUACGACACGGCUGACUUUACACUCGCAACGUAACGGACUGUUCGCUUUAAGAGUUUUCACCUGUCAGGCGGAUCAUCAGCAGGUGUCGUGCAGCUUGUUAGCCGGCCGAGUGUGUGGAAAGCUCAACCUUCGUGGUGCCCACUGGGAGAUUAAAGCAGGCUGCACUGUGUUUUAUGAGCUCACCUUCCUGGUGAGACGGGAUUAGGUGAAAAAUCCAAGAAGCCUCCGUUGAGUGUUAGCUGGAUGAAUGCAAAACAGCUCAUCAUUGUUUUUUUCCUUGGUACUUUUGGAGAUUAUUGUGUUUUUGCUUCCUGCUAUUAAUUAAUUCCACUUGGCUUCCUGUUUUACCAAAGCCGCUUUGAUUCAUUCUAGAUGAAAUGUGCAAUAAUUCAACUAUAUUGUGUCUCCUGCGAGUGAGAGUGGGCGCAGCCAGAGGAUGAAAGGUUUCUGGUCCGACCUGUGCUCGGAUUAAUAAGUUGACUGUCAGCCGAUUUUGUUACAUUAACGAAAGAUUCUACAGCAUCCGUGAUACAGUCUGUACUUUGUACCCCAAUAAACCAGGCCUUCAUUAGUGAA